Colletotrichum siamense is the source of this 1047-nucleotide messenger RNA. RefSeq names its product L-rhamnono-gamma-lactonase (gene LRA2). Gene Ontology annotation, molecular function: hydrolase activity. Lineage: Eukaryota; Fungi; Ascomycota; Sordariomycetes; Glomerellales; Glomerellaceae. The record is from RefSeq and is a predicted model, not a curated record. The transcript has 2 exons. The coding region runs from base 1 to 1047 and encodes 348 amino acids.
AUGGACUACCCAAUCGUCGACUCCCACAUCCACCUCUACCCAGAGACCGAGAUCGAGACCCUCGCCUGGGCGACCCCCGAGAACCCGCUCGCCAAGCAGCACUCCGUCUCCGACUACGUCGCCGCGACCGGCAGCCCGCCCAACCUCAAGGGCUUCAUCUUCCUCGAGACGGACCGCAAGCACGACCUCGAGUCCGGCGCCAAGGAUGCCUCCGGCUGGGAGUUCCCCCUCAUGGAGGUCUCCUGGCUCCGUCGCAUCGCCGAGGGAAAGCCCCGCGAAGGCGAGGGCCACGGCGAGGAGCACAAGGACCUGUGCCUCGGCAUCGUCCCCUGGGCCCCCCUGCCUUCCGGCGCCGAGGCCAUGCAGAAGUACCUCGACCACGUCAAGGAGGUCGCCGGCGAGCACGUCUGGCCCAAGAUCCGCGGCUUCCGCUACCUGCUGCAGGACAAGCCGCACGGCACCGGCCUGACGGACGACUUUAUCGACAGCCUGAAGCUGCUCGGCAGGCUGGGCUACGUCUUCGACCUCGGCGUCGACCAGCACCGCCGCGGGAAGCAGCAGCUCGACGAGGCGCUGGAGAUCAUUGCCCGUGCCCAUGAAGGUGUUCCCGAGGAGGAGAAGGUCACAUUCAUCAUCAACCACCUCUGCAAACCCGACCUCGGCGUCAUCAACACGACAGACCCUUCCUUCAUCUACUGGCGCACAUCCAUCUUCGCCCUCUCCGCGUGCUCAAAGACCUACAUCAAGCUCUCAGGCGGCUUCUCCGAGAUGCCCGACUCCCUCAAGAAGCAGGACCCCAAUGCCCUCUUCGAGGCCCUCUUCCCCUGGCUCGGCGUCGUCCUCGCCACCUUUGGCCCCCGCCGCACCAUGUUCGGCAGCGACUGGCCCGUCUGCACCGUCGGUGUGGACGAGGCCUGGCGCAAGUGGAAGCUGCUCGUCGAGCGCAUGUGCUACAUGGCCACCAUGGACCCCGAAGACCAGGCCGAGUUGUUUGGAGGAACCGCUCUGAGGGCCUACGGCUUGACUGGGUUUUCGCUCGUGUUCUAA